CAGAGCCCAGGCAUGGCCAAGCCUCAGGGCGGCGCCGUCAGCACCCCGCGCCCCCGCUCCUCCUCCGGCGCCAAGGCCGCCGCCGCCGCCACCACCCCGGCCAACCGCAGCUCCGUGGGCUCCUCCUCGUCCGCGCCCCCCGCCCCCCUCGCCAAGGAGGCAGGCAAGCUCCUCACCUACGACGACGACGACGCCGCCUCCGCCGUGCAGCAGCAGCCCGACCCCGCGCUGCCCGAGGGCCUCGCCGUCGCCGACCUCGCGCCGCCGCUCGACCUCCCCGACCCCGCGCUGCCCGAGGGCCUCGCCGCCGCCGACCUCGCGCCGCCGCUCGACCUCCCCGACCCCGACGACGCCGCCUCCUCCUCCUCCACCGUCGUCCCCGCCCCUCCCCGCGACGCGGUCCCCGCCCCCGACCGCUCCGCCCUCGCCCAGGUCGCACGUCCCGCCGACGCCAACGACACUGACGCCGACGCCGAGGGCUACACCGUCCUCAGGGAGCUGGAGGUGGUCCUGGCCGAGCUGCGCGGGGCCAGCGGUCUGAGCGCGCGCUCGAGGCGCCUCCUGGCCGCGCUCGCCGAGGCCGCGGCGGACGAGCUCGACGUUCUCCGCACCCGCCGCGCGGCCUUCUGGAGGAAGCUGCGCGUCGGGGUCCUCGCCGCGACGGUCUUCUCCGUGGCCGCCAUGGACGCCGUCCUCCUCGCCGCGCUCCUGGGCGGCCCCCGCGGCAGCGGCAGCCACGCGCUGCCCCCCACCUGAUCGCGCUGCUUCGCCGGUGCCGCCGGCUGCCUCCUGUUUUUAUCCUCAUCGAUCAGUAGCUUGUUAAUUAGCCUUGCUGCACUAGUAAGUUACGUCGUGGUGAUUAAUUAAUUGCUGCACUUAGUAGUAGCGUCGGUCUUAUGAAAAUACCAUAAUUAAAAUAGCGGGCUACGGCAAAUAACGGCGACCGUCAAAGUUCAGAUGUCUAUCGGAUCUGUGUUGGGUUUGGCUCAGUGUAUCUCUUGAAGGUA
Molecule: messenger RNA, 1007 nt
Organism: Triticum dicoccoides
Lineage: Eukaryota; Viridiplantae; Streptophyta; Magnoliopsida; Poales; Poaceae
Product: resuscitation-promoting factor RpfA-like
Exons: 3
Coding region: 13-756 (247 amino acids)
Source: RefSeq, a predicted model, not a curated record